This is a messenger RNA of Lepisosteus oculatus (spotted gar), 6070 nucleotides long. The record is from RefSeq and is a predicted model, not a curated record. NCBI's taxonomy places the organism in Eukaryota, Metazoa, Chordata, Actinopteri, Semionotiformes, Lepisosteidae.
GUUGUUUAAUUAACUGCAUAAGCGCAGUACCUUUAACUUGUCUCCGAGGUGCUUUAGAAGGAACUGUACCUCUAAUGAAGAGUUUAAAGUGAGCAACUGCACAAGACCUGAGGGAACAUGCUCUAUACAGGCCUGUCUGACUAAGAUAAACCGGGUCAAUUGUUCAAUUAGAGGAAACUAGAGCAGACACCUGCUGCAGUUUCUCCAUCUCUGAUAGAGAAUAGGCUAGCAGACACCGAGCCCGACUGGAAGUGACCCACCAGCAGGGGGCAUUAUGGACAAGGGGCUUCGCUCCAGCCCGCCUUCAUGAGAUAAUCAGAGCCUUCAUUGAUUUGAAGAAGUUGCUUCAUUGGAAUAUUUGCAUUUUGUUUCUUGGCCAAAGUUUGGGAUUUUAUUUCACUUACAAAACACAACAGUUAAAGCCCCAACACGGUGUCAGAGUCGGGAACAAACAGAUCACAUUCAUUCUUAUUGUUAAAAAAAGUCAAUGCAGGGUUUGAUGAUGUCACUGAGGGUGUGUGGGUCACCAGGACCAGGAUUGGGAACCAGUGGGCUAGGAUGAGUAAAUGAGCAGUCUGACACCCAUCACAGACAGAUUCCUGGUGCACAGCACGAGGCCUUUGAGCAAAAGCACUCUCUCCCCUCUCUCCGUCCUCACAACCGAGCUCUUGAUUAAUUAGCUGCACUAAUUAGGUGCUGGGCUGCACGGGGCUUUUACCCACUUAACCAAGGCUCCAGAAAUUAAAGACCCAGGAGAGGGUGAACGAAUUCACGAUGCAUAGGAGCCUGACCCGUUUCAGGUUGUACAAACCACAGCUCACAGGGCUGGUCUCUCGGGCUGCGAGAUGACAGAUGCACACAGGCAGGGAGCUGCGGGGAGCUGCGGGGAGCACAGACCUAAGAAAAAACCGCGAUGCUUUUCUUUUUCCUGCUGCGAUAGGAGCACUGGAGCCAAGAACAGGCCAAACUGCUCUGCAGUGGGACUUAACUGUUUCCCUCAAGUAUGGUAGACUCCAGCCCUCGGGCGACUUUUCCGUUACUUGCCAGACAACUUUAUCUUAGAUUGUAGACGGAUUACCGAUUAACUCGGGAGAAGCGAUAACUUCAACCGAGUUAUAAGAGUGCAUGAAUGCAGUGCUAGUAAAAACACUUAAAAAAACAAACAUGUAGUGUUUUUUUUUUUGCUGGCGUCCUAAACACAGGGCUACGGCAAUAAAUAUCGCUCAGUUUGUAACAGCCUGCUACCUCAACCCGUCACAGGCUAUCAAGAAGGUUCAAGAGCUCAGCUGAAGAUCGAGAAGAGAAUACAGACGGUGCUCCUGGUGGUCGGACAGACUCCUUUAUGAAGGUGCAGGACAGCGGAGAGGAGCUGUUAAUUGAAAACAAUGGCCACUCCUGCUGCUUUCAGUCCCGAGACCCUGCAAGAAGCGGAGGAGCUGGCCGCCAGCCUGGGCACAGCCGUCGGCCUCGGGGACCGGGAGGGGGCGUGUCGCUGCGUGGAGCAGCUGGCGGACCUGCGGGUCCCCCUGAGCGUCAGGGUCACCCCGGACGUGUACCCUAAGGAAGAAAUCAGACUAAAGGUGGGAGUGGAAGAUGCCCAGGCGGACGCCUCCAUUCCUGUGGCCAUCGUGGUGACCUCUGACAUGACCAUCACUGAGCUGAAAGACAAGGUGAACCGAGACUACGGCUUCCACCCCUCCCUGCAGACCUGGGUGAUCGGGAAGCGCCUGGCCCAGGGUCCCGAGACGCUCUUCAGCCUCGGCGUGAGGAAAGACGGAGACGCCGCCUUCCUGUACAUCCGAUCGGCCCAGCAGGCUCAGCUCACCCGGGAGCAGGAGCAGUACGACCAGGAGCAGCAGCGCCUGGGCGGUGAGCGACCCCGACCCCCUGACCUCCGGCCCGGGUGCGAGAUGUGCAGCGCAGACAGGCCGGCGGGUUACCAGGUGCCAGCUGUCUACCAGCCGGACGAGGACGAGGCCCGCAGGCUGCAGCAGGAGGAGGCAGCCUGCCAGCUGUACCAGCAGGCCCUGGAGGAGGAGCGCACCAGGAACUUCGAGGAGCUCCUGCAGACGGACCAGCACAGCCUGGUGCCUAACAGGCUGCAGAUUGACUGCCCCAUCUGCUAUGUCCUCAUAGAGCCAGGAGAGGGCGCCACGCUGCGCGAGUGCCUGCACAGCUUCUGCAAGGAUUGUCUGAAGGGGACGAUAGUCAACAGCACGGACGCGGAGGUGGCCUGUCCUUACUCGGACAAUGACUUUGCCUGUAACGGCAAACUGCAGGACCGGGAGAUCCGAUCUGUAAGUCCUCUGAUCUGGAAUUCUGACAGCAGGAACGCCAGCCUCCCAGAUCGGCCCCUCGCUCCGCAGGUCAUGGUGGUGUUCAGCCCUCUGCUGCUCCUCUCCCGGCAGGAGCGUUCAGCCCUCCUCCUCCUCUGCUCCUCUCCCUGGGGGAGCGUUCAGCGCUCCUCCUCCUCUACCUCCUCUCCCUGGGGGAGCGCCAUCCACGAGGGGAUGAACUGUAGGGAGUACCAGGACGACCUCCGCGUCCGGGCCCAGAACGACGUCGCCGCCAGGCAGACCAGCGAGAUGCUCAAGGCGAUGGUGGAGAGCGGCGAGGCCAUGCACUGCCCCCGCUGCCAGGUCAUCGUGCAGAAGAAGGACGGGUGCGACUGGAUCUGCUGCCUGAUGUGCAAGACGGAGAUCUGCUGGGUGACCAGGGGGCCGCGCUGGGGGCCGCAGGGUCAGGGGGACACGUCAGGUGGCUGCAGAUGCAGAGUGAACGGGGUACCUUGUCACCCCAACUGCCAGAACUGCCAUUAAGAUGCCCCCCCCCCCAAGUCCUUCACCGGAGCAGAGAGAGGAGAGCCUGGCCAGAGCGCCCACCGCCGUUCACAGCGCCAUCAUCUGGACCUAGGAGACGAUGCGCGGGGGGGGGAACAUGCAGGAGGGGCCCGUGUCCACUUCUCCAGGACCGAGACCCCCCCAAUCCAGAUCCCUGUGACCCCGGUAUCGGCAGCCCUCCUAACGGCGCCUCCGCGGGGAUAACGAACUACCCGCAGCUGGAAACAGGAAGAAAUGUCCCAUGAAAACCGAAAUUUAAACCGAAAGCGGUAGGAUCAGGGAUUAAAAAAAAAAAAAAACUCCUCGGGAGGCGAAUCACGAAUCGGGAGUCCAGUUCGGCCCCAAUCCGAUUGUCGAUAUCCGACUCGGAUUCCCCCAGGAACGGGGCCGACGCUCCGAGGGCCGAGCCCUGUACCCCAUGUUCACUACAGCAUCUUCUUUCCCCACCCCCCUUAGUACCGAGCAUCCCUGACGGGGAUCGACUCCCGGAGCACCAAGGGGGAAUUCCCGAAUCCGGAAUCGGGUCUUGUGGGUGUGAGUUCGCCCGUUCACCCUGGAACAGCUGUGCUCAAACAUCUGCUGGGCUUUCGGACCCUUUUUUUCCCCACCCAGACAUGUAUUUCAGAACAGGAAAAAAAACACUAUUAUACUCCCCCCUUAUCUGCUCUCUCUUAGGAAGGUUUAUCCUGUCUGGCUGCUUUGCUUGUCCUGAGGCUCCAUGUGGUUAAAACCAAAGGGAUACUUUCUGUAUAGGAAGCAAAAGCUGAUUUUCUUAAAAGGGGAGAAGGGGUCAAAGUACAAAGCAUUAUCUUUGAAUCGCCACAGACAACCUGUUUUUGAAACCUUACUGUUCCAAAAACGGCCCGAGUUGUCAUAAGUUAUUUUAAAUUCUGAUUGCUCAUUGAUCACUUCAGUCUCUCAGCAUUCUGUUGUUACAGUGUUUGUGCAGGGAGCUUUUUGUUUCUCAAAAAAUUUAAGGUGGCAUUUGUUUCCAGGAAAAAAUACUUUGCUAAAAUGGAUUUUUUGAGCCCCAUCAAUUGCCUGUACUCCCAGGACAGUCAUCCUAGAAAGACUCCAUGUGUCCUGGGAUGGGAUUCUCAAUUACUUGCCUUGUAGAAAACAUAGCAGUAUCCCAAAGCACGCCUACUGACAUGUUUACAAUACCCAGUUAACACGUUACAAUUUGUACAUAUGAUUUUUCUGUUGCAUGAUUUUUCAGAAUGCUCCAUUUUAAUAACAACCAUACACCUGGCUUUUUGAGCUACUGGAUGGAAGUGAGAGCUGCAGGAUGUUUACUCUUUUAAAAAAAUAAAUUCCAAUGAAGCUCCAGCUGAAAAGUGUUGUAUUUUCAACCAGCGUGGGGUUGUUCCCUUUACAAAGUGCAACUGGAGCAUCAGAAAGGUUCUCUCUCUGUGCAUCUCACACACACACACACUUGCAUAGCUAAUAUGAGGCUGACUCAUCCAUUAACAGAUGGUGACUCCCUACCUCCACUCAAGCAGGGCCAGCACGCUGGUGAACCCAGGCCCAUGGACACGGAGAAGCCUGGCAUUCUCUGUUCCAGGUGCUGGUAGCAGCCUCCUCGCUUUUCCUGAGCAUUUCUGACCACGGAACAAAACAACAAAAAAAACUGCCCCAGUCCUUCCCAGGAAAAAGCAGCUUUCUGAGAACAGACGAAUACUUGAGAAAGCUUCGUUAAUACUUUUGUUUUUUAUUAUUCCAAGAAAAUAGACCAGGGUUCUAGCAAAAGCUGCCCUCAAAGAAGUGGUCACAGUACUUUACGCUACAAUCAAAUUAGUCAAUUCUGCAUCACUCAGCUGGUGAACAUCGGCACCUUCAGGGGAAAAAAAAAACAUGAUUCCCAUUUCCAUACACUGCCCCGGGGGGGUCAUGCCUGCUGCAGGGGCUCUGUAAGGACAUGUGACAGCUGGGAUCAGCUGCUCCGCCUCGGUCCCAAGACACACAUCCCUGGUGGCCGAGAGCUGCUGGGCUGACGUUGUGUUCAGCAGGAGGAAGCACGCAGUGAGUCUGCAACUGGGGGGGGUUACAGAGCAGAGUGGCACAGAGCCGGGCUCCGUGCCGCGGCCCAGCCUGAACAGAGCCGUGAACCGCAGCAGGGCACUUGACGCCAUUUAACCAACAUGGGGAGCAGAGGUAUUUAAAUAUAAGGGGAUGCAAGCCCUGCAUGCACUACAUUUCUUUAAACCUUUGAACUUUUACACGUGUAGAUCUGUAUGCACAACAGUCCCCCCCCCCAGCACUAUUAAGAUUCUCUCUGGCUGCGUUCAACACACACUCGCCCUCUUCCCCCGCCAAAAGAACAUUCCCCUUUACUAACUCGGGAAGCCUAGCACAGCCAAAAAGCACCUCCUGCACCACUCGCAGGCCAAAACAUUAGGAACCCCAAAGGCCCGUCUUCUACCCCCUCUGAAGAGCAGAUUGAGUGGGCCCGGGCCUUAACUCCACAAGGCUCUGAAACGGCUGCAGCCCCAUCCUGUCCCUCCCCGGUCAUCGAGGACAGCCGUAACCAGCUGCCGCGAGGAUGAGGGCCAGGGGAAUGGUGGGAAGAGCCUAAGAAAAGCGCGGCCCAGCCUGUCUCAGCUGGGAGCCUUUCGAGCCCGAGAGCGAGAUGGAAAUGUGGCUCCUGCCCUCUCAUGCCCAAACAGGCAUCCUCCGCACCGAGAGAUCCCGUUUACUUCUACCGGACAUCCCAGUGUUUCGGCCAGGGACUGUUUUCUCUCUCUUCACACACGCACGGGGUUAUCGAACACUGCUGUGUGGGAACUGAGGUUUCCACCAUCUGACGCCAAAGGGAUUUCGUCUUCCCGUUUCUGGGCACAUGAACAAGAGUGGUGUCGCCACAGGGGGGGGAAUGGAAGCUGGAGGCCAUUCCUCUGUCCUGCUCCGGGGGGGGGCUCGGAUGGGCAGAGGUGGCUGGGGGUGAGGGAGCAUCACGGAGCCCCUCACGUACCCCAAGAUACGAUACGAUACCCCAACGCGGAGACACCAGUACUGCAGGGGACACAAAACCACCAGAAGCAAAACCGCCGCCAGGCCUGUGCAGGGAGAGAGAGGGGCUGGUCCGGGACGAGGCUGGCAUGCUGGAUAGGAGCACAGCCACCGGGCAGGGGGAUGCGUGGCGGGUCGGGCCUGUGCGCGUUCGACAUUAGAAAAGAUUCUUUUAAAAAAAAAAAAAAAAGGUCCUGAAAAAUAAAGCUUUUUUCCUGCCA